Messenger RNA from Hirsutella rhossiliensis, 921 nucleotides. Its product is annotated as transposase-like protein. Bases 1 to 921 code for a protein of 306 amino acids. NCBI's taxonomy places the organism in Eukaryota, Fungi, Ascomycota, Sordariomycetes, Hypocreales, Ophiocordycipitaceae. The record is from RefSeq and is a predicted model, not a curated record. The transcript is spliced from 4 exons.
AUGAUGAGAUCUCUUUCCCUUGGCCUUCUACGUCGAUAUGACAUUCGAUACGAUCCCAAAUCUCACCGACUCCGCUGCCAAGGUCACAUUAUCAACCUUGCCGCCAAAGCUUUCCUCUUCGUUACCGAUAAUGAGAAGCUCAAAGACGACGAACGGUCCCUUGGCAAGCUCCACAACUUCGUGGUUUUCGUCCAAAGUAGUGUUCAGCGUCGCCAAAAGUUUCUGGCCAUCAGCCAUAAUCGCAAGCUUGCGCGAGAUAAUGACACGAGGUGGAGUUCGUGGUACACCAUGCUACGAGCGGCCUUGCAUCUUAGAGGCGCAGUCGAGGGAUAUUCAACAAAUGGGUGGAAGGAGAUUGUGCCGGAGACGAGCUCUCCCGAGGAGUGGGUCAUCCUCGAGAAGAUCAAGUCUUUCUUGGAGAAGCUUAAAAUGACGACAAAGGCCCUUGAGUCAUCGUUUGCAACUCUUGACAAUGUUCUCUUGGCUAUGGACUUCGUAUUGGCGCAAUUUGAAGCAGGAAAAGAGGCACAUAUCGACGAUCCGAUUAUGGCACCAAUGUAUAACUCGGGCUGGGCGAAGAUGGAUAAGUACUAUUGUCUUACUGACGAAUCGCCUGCCUACGUCGCUGCGAUUGUGCUUCACCCUUCGCAUAAAUGGCACUACAUACACGAAAACUGGAAGAAGGAGUGGGCUGACUCGUCAAAGAAGCUGAUGGAGACACUGUGGGAUGAUUAUAAACCUGUGGAGCCGCCUUCUCUAUCUGAGGUUCCGUUGACGACCACGAACGAGUUCUUGAAUUGGAGAAACAAGCACCUACAACCAGCACUUAUCACAGACGAGUACGAGCGAUAUUCAAAAGAACUACCCAUACCUGAGCAAAAUGGCGGUGGAUAUACUGUCAAUUCCCGCAAUGUCUGCUGA